Hibiscus syriacus is the source of this 2779-nucleotide messenger RNA. RefSeq names its product arginine decarboxylase-like. The transcript has a single exon. Gene Ontology annotation, biological process: L-arginine catabolic process; spermidine biosynthetic process. The coding region runs from base 367 to 2538 and encodes 723 amino acids. The record is from RefSeq and is a predicted model, not a curated record. NCBI's taxonomy places the organism in Eukaryota, Viridiplantae, Streptophyta, Magnoliopsida, Malvales, Malvaceae. Gene Ontology annotation, molecular function: arginine decarboxylase activity.
UUUUUUUUCCCUUCUGCCAACCCAACUAAUCUCAUUUAUAUCUGUAUGGUGAAAUCCUUUUUCGAAGCUUAAUUUUUGUGGCUCUAAAUCAAGUGAAAAAAUUCAUUUUCAGAGUUAAAUCUGUUGUAAUUUUCUUCUGAAGGGGUCGGCUGGGGAUUUCGAAGUGUAGGGGGAAAAGAGGGUGUUUUUUCGGUGUUAGUAGGGUUUUUUGCUGGUUCUUUUGAGGGGGUGGCCGGGGCCUCGGCCUCGGCGGGUUUUAAAACCCCCAAUUGUUUGACAACUAUUGAAAUUCGAUAAAUAUUUUGAAAAUUUUUACUUUAGUUUUUCGAUUCGUUUCUUAGAUCGUCGCGGGUUUUUUUUUUCUCAAUGGGGAUGCCGACCUUGGCUUGCUGCGUAGAUGCUGCCGUAGCGCCUCCUGGAUACGCGGGUUUCAUUGCUGGGGACAGCUCCCUUGCCGUGGCGGUCCCAUUUUCUUCCUCCACCACCGCUACUGCCGCCUCUGAUGAUUCCAUUUCAACGAAUUGGUCCCCUGCUCAUUCCGCCGCUCUCUACCGUAUUGACAGCUGGGGGGCUCCUUAUUUCGCCGUCAAUGACUCCGGCAAUAUCACGGUCCGUCCGUACGGUGCGAGUACUUCGGCUCACCAAGGAAUCGAUUUGCUGAAAGUAGUUAAGAAAGUUUCGGAUCCGAAAUCGGCGGACGGACUCGGGUUACAGUUUCCCCUCAUUGUUCGGUUUCCCGAUGUCCUGAAAAACCGGCUCGAGUCCCUUCAAUCGGCUUUUGAAUUGGCCAUCCAAGCCCAAGGAUACGAGUCUCAUUACCAAGGCGUUUAUCCCGUGAAAUGUAACCAAGACCGGUUUGUUGUUGAAGACGUAGUCAAAUUCGGGUCGCCAUUCCGGUUUGGUUUGGAAGCCGGGUCGAAACCCGAACUCCUUCUUGCCAUGAACUGCCUUUGCAAAGGAAACCCAGAGGCUGUAUUGGUCUGCAAUGGCUUCAAAGAUGCCGAGUACAUUUCCCUUGCUUUGCUCGCAAGGAAGCUGGCGUUGAACACUGUGAUUGUGCUAGAGCAAGAAGAGGAGGUGAGAUUGGUUAUUGAUAUAAGCAGAAAGCUCUCUGUUCGUCCAGUGAUCGGCCUCCGGGCCAAGCUGAGAACGAAGCAUUCGGGUCAUUUUGGGUCCACUUCGGGUGAGAAAGGGAAGUUCGGGUUAACAACCAACCAGAUUUUGAGGGUUGUUAAAGAACUUCACGGUUCAGGGAUGUUAGAUUGUUUGCAAUUGUUGCACUUCCACAUUGGAUCCCAAAUCCCUUCCACUGCUUUGCUUCAAGAUGGUGUUGGCGAAGGGGCGCAGAUCUAUUCGGAAUUAGUCCGGCUUGGUGCCAACAUGAAGGUUAUUGACAUUGGAGGCGGCCUUGGAAUCGACUACGACGGGUCGAAAUCUGGUAAUUCUGAUCUCUCCGUAUCUUAUGGACUUGAGGAAUAUGCUUCAGCUGUUGUUAAUGCAAUUCGGGUUGUUUGUGAUCGUAAAUCUAUCAAGCAUCCUAUUAUCUGUAGUGAAAGUGGUAGAGCCAUUGUUUCUCAUCAUUCCAUUUUGAUAUUUGAGGCCAUGGGCGCCACUGCUCUGACGAUCCCCGCGAUGAACGAAAUUAACAUUCCGUUUGUUAUUGAGGGAUUGUCGGAGGAUGCUCGGGCUGACUAUUGGAAUUUGAGUGAUGCUGCAAUGAGACAUGAUAACGAGACAUGCCUGUUUUAUGCUGAUCAGUUGAAGCAAAGAUGUGUGGAACAGUUCAAAGAAGGGACUUUGGGGAUUGAACAACUUGGUGCUGUUGAUGGGUUAUUUGACUUGGUUUCGAAAAUGAUUGGUGGGUCUGAGCCAGCUAGGACUUAUCUAGUGAAUCUUUCGAUCUUCACUUCUAUCCCGGAUUUUUGGAGCAUUGGUCAGGUUUUUCCUAUAGUCCCUAUCCAUCGAUUGGAUGAAAGGCCGGUAGUGAAGAGUGUUUUGUCUGAUUUAACUUGUGACAGUGAUGGGAAGAUUGAUAAGUUCAUUGGAGGUGAAACAAGCUUGCCUUUACAUGAACUUGAUAGCGGUUGCGGCGGUGGUGUUUAUGGGCGGUACUAUUUGGGUAUGUUCUUGGGUGGGGCGUAUGAGGAGGCCCUCGGUGGAGUUCACAACCUCUUUGGUGGUCCGAGUGUUGUUACAGUGUUACAGAGCGAUGGUCCACAGAGCUUCGCUGUGACUCGGGCAAUGCCUGGCUCAUCAUGUGGGGACAUCCUCCGGGCAAAGCAGCACGAGCCUGAGCUCAUGUUCAACACCCUCAAGCACCGUGCUGAAGAAUUUUGCAGAUUUGAUGCAGGUGCUUUAUCUUCUAGUGUUGCUCACUCCUUGCACAACAUGCCUUAUCUCCAACUGGCGUCCUCUUGUUCGUUGACUGCCUUUAAUAACAGUGGUUUUUACUAUUGCAACCAGGAAGAUUACAACGAUGGUGCUUUGGUGGAGUCUGGGGCUAGUGAGGAUGAGCAGUGGUCUUACUGCGUCGCUUGAGGCAUCUUAUCACUACUUUCUAUAUUGCUCGGGUUAUCCGUUGUUUUAGUUUUUUAUUUUCAUUUCUCACUUUUAGUUGUUGAUUUCCUUCUUUAGUUUGCGAAAGAUGUUUAGUAGACAAGGUCUUUUGCAUUUUCAUUAUCAUAAUGAAGGAUUGGACCGGACUACACCAUCCUUGUUAUUGUUUCUUUGAUGUAGACUUCCUCAGUUCUAGCUUUUAAAGUUCUCGUGUUUGUUCUUA